GUCAAAAGAGAUGGUGCACCAUUUUAAAUUUAUGAGACCUUUUUCCUUCAAUUAGCCAAACCCUAUAAACUUAGGGACAACCUUUUCCCAAAAUGCAAUGCCACUGUUCUUCAUCUGUCUAGAGAAAACUCUACAAAAUAUUAUUGAGAAUUAUAAUAAUAUAUCUUUACUAUCUCAAUUUAUAAUAGUUAGCCCAAAGAGUUUUUUGUUAUUGUAAUUGGACAUUGUUGCUCUCAUCAUUAUCAACUAUGGUGAGAGCUCCUUGUUGUGAAAAAGUGGGGCUGAAAAGGGGAAGAUGGACAGCUGAAGAAGAUGAGAUCUUGACCAAUUAUAUUCAAGCUAAUGGUGAAGGCUCAUGGAGAUCCUUACCAAAGAAUGCAGGAUUGUUGAGAUGUGGGAAGAGUUGUAGAUUGAGAUGGAUUAACUAUCUGAGGACAGAUUUGAAGAGAGGGAACAUCACAACUGAGGAAGAACAGAUGAUUGUAAAGCUACAUAAUGUUUUUGGCAACAGGUGGUCUUUGAUAGCGGGACAUUUACCUGGCCGGACAGACAACGAAAUAAAGAACUAUUGGAACUCUCAUCUAAGUCGAAGAAUCUACACAAUGACACGACUUUCUGCUAAGUCGUCUUCACCCAUAACUGGCAUCCUUGACAUUACUCCUGCAUCGAAGCGAAAGCGAAACAUUAGCAAAAGUGCCCAACAACAAGCUGCUACUGUCAAAAUGAAAACAACUGAGAAAGAAAAAGUAGAAAAAGGGUUGAGCUCGGAAGAGGAUGAUAAAGAAGAUGAAGAUGGAUUGGGAAAUAGUAGAGUAGUAUUGAAUGAUGGAGGUGAAGAGGACUUGGGACCAUAUGAUUGGCUAGAUGGUGAAAUAAUGAGACUGAAUAAUGAAAUUAUUGAAUGGGGAAUGGGGGAGUCAAGAGGCAAUAAUAACAAUGGAUGCAAUGAGAAAGUGAGAUGUACUGAAGAUCAUAAUCAUAAUUAUGGUUCUAAUUGUUCUUCUUCAGUGAAUUCAGCUUUGGAAAUGGAUCAAUGGUUGAAUUGGGAUUGGGAUCAUCAAGAUAAUGGAUCAAUGGAAGGAUGUAGUUUGGAUCAAUGGGAACUUGAGGAAAUUUCAUCUUGGGUUAUGGGAAACUGAAAUUGAUCAAUGUUUUAGAGUUAGUUAGGGUUUUCCUGAGAAAAAAUUAGAUAGGAAAACCCUAUGUUUGAUUAUAUAUAUAAUAUUUCAUUUAUAAAAUAAUAUUUGUUGAUUGUA
Messenger RNA from Cucumis sativus (cucumber), 1256 nucleotides. RefSeq names its product transcription factor MYB8. The coding region runs from base 249 to 1139 and encodes 296 amino acids. The record is from RefSeq and is a predicted model, not a curated record. Lineage: Eukaryota; Viridiplantae; Streptophyta; Magnoliopsida; Cucurbitales; Cucurbitaceae. The transcript has 3 exons.